AAAACUCAAUCAAGACGAUAAACAAGUAUUAUUAUCCAAUUAUAUAUACACUCACACACACGCAUUACACAGGUACAGAGGUUCCGACAAGCUUCAAAAACAAAUACCCAAUAAUAAUGAAGUUUCACUAGUUUUUAUUCUUUGUAUUCGGCUUUAUACUCUCAGUUCACUUGUAGUUCUUCGAAAACGCCUCGAUUCAAGAACUGGGUUGUCGACAGAUCUUGAAUUUAGAGCUCUACGAAUUCAGUUUUUGACUUUGGAGACCCAUAAAGGUUUAAUUUCUUGUUGGUGCCAUGGAUUCCCCUCAAUCCGUCGUCUCACCGUUCAAGGGCUCCCCUGUUUUUGGCGACCCUGAGAAGCAGAAAUCUGACCUUUUUGCUCGGAAUUUGUCAUUUGAAGUUCAAAGCAAGAACACCGGGGGGCUUAACUUAAAAAGUCCCAUUGGCGUUCUUGAUGUCUAUAUACAUCAGGCUAGGGACAUCCAUAACAUCUGCAUAUACCAUAAACAAGAUGUUUAUGCUAAGAUUUGCCUCACUAGUGAUCCUGAAAAUGCUGUCUCGACUCAGAUCAUCAAUGGCGGUGGGAAGAAUCCGGUUUUCAAUGAAAAACUUCGGCUCAAUGUCCGGACAAUAGGUUCCUCACUCAAAUGUGAGAUAUGGAUGUUGAGCCGGGUGAGGAAUUAUCUCGAGGACCAGUUGUUAGGGUUUGCUUUGGUACCACUGUCCGAAAUCCUUAUCAAGAAUGGGAAUUUGCAAAAAGAGUUUGAACUUUCCUCAACCGAUCUCUUCCAUUCCCCGGCAGGGUUUGUUCAGUUGUCGCUCUCGUAUAGUGGCGCUUCACCAGACGUGAUAGUGCUUCCUUCACCGCCUGCUGCCGUGGCUGAAAACACAAUUGUCGAUGAUUCAGAAGUGACUGAGUCGGAUCCAAGCGAAUUCGACAAGAUUGAGUUCCCGGAUCCAAACAUUGUGAACGAGAAUCAUCGGAUGGUUUCAGAGUACUUUGAAAUCCAAUGUACCAAUUUGGACUCCCAGAGCUCUGAGAGCUUGGCGACUUCCGAUACUGAAAAUCAACAAAGUUCAGACAUUGGCAGCGAAAGCUUCUCAACUGGCAUUAUCGAGUCAAUCCAGCCUCCUAAGCAUGAUUCUCCCCCGAGCAGCGUGUCGACUAACGGGUCAUGUGACACUCCUGGUGCUUCAAAGUCUCAGAAUCAUGAAUCUGUUUCGCCUCCAAAGCAAAAUCUGAAAGAGAAAAGAGAAGAUAUCGGAGAUGCAGAGAGUAAUGUCUCGGAUGUUGCGUCUGUCGAUACAUUUGUCAAGCCUGUUGUCACUGUGAACUUUGAACCGGAGCAAAAGGUUGUGCAGCAAGACAUAGUGGACAUGUACAUGAAAAGUAUGCAGCAAUUUACUGAGUCGUUGGCGAAGAUGAAGCUUCCGAUGGACAUUGAGAGUGGUCCUACGAGCUCCGAGAGUUCGAGUUCUGAUCAGAAAUUGCAGGCAUCAAAGAACACCGGCUCGCGAGUGUUUUAUGGGAGUAGGGCUUUCUUCUGAUGUGAGCUUUUGUUUCAAUGGAGAUCGGAAGAGGAAACAAAACAAGUGACUUUAGAAAUUAGAAUCAAAAGACUAAUGUUUAAUGGUAAUGUUGUUGUAAUGUAGCAGUAGUAUGUACUAUGUAGUGUUGUGCUAUCCUUGUAUGUUGGGAUGUUCAGAUGACUGGAAAAACUCACAACCUUGUAUGUGUUACAAGCUUUGUUCGAUCACAUUUUCCUCUUUUGUUAUGGAAUUGUUGUGUUUUGCUACUCUUUGAUGCUGUGAAAAUGAACAUUUCAAAUUACUUUCUCC
Camellia sinensis is the source of this 1838-nucleotide messenger RNA. RefSeq lists its product as uncharacterized. Lineage: Eukaryota; Viridiplantae; Streptophyta; Magnoliopsida; Ericales; Theaceae. The record is from RefSeq and is a predicted model, not a curated record.